Molecule: messenger RNA, 2783 nt
Organism: Klebsormidium nitens
Lineage: Eukaryota; Viridiplantae; Streptophyta; Klebsormidiophyceae; Klebsormidiales; Klebsormidiaceae
Source: the annotation of a GenBank genome assembly
AUGCUGCCUUCACUUGCCUCGCAUGAGCAGGCAUGAGCACCAUUUUCCCAUUCAUACGCAGAGAAGGCUUGAAAAGAGUGUGGUAGCGCAUGGCUGAGCAUCACUUUCUUCUUCGAUGUGAUUGACAUUGAUGCGAGAGGCUCUUAGAGGAGCGAUCAGGUGCCAUCGGAGGUGAUUGGGAGCCCGUAUGCUCUUCGUCCUAUCGGUUAGAUCUCUUGUCCGGAUGCCAAGCGCCAGUUGCCUAAAAAGCGUAGGGAGCUUGUCGCAGUGUCCCUUAGCAACCCAAGUCUCUGCCACCAUCAAGCAGUCCCGCUCCGUCACUAUCUUGAAACACCACGCCACACUAGACAGCACACUCUGCAAAGCGGGCACGCCUAGUUUCUUUGGCGUCCCGCUCGAGGGCUCGAAAGCCUUCUUGCCUCAGCGCAAGUUGCACACGAGCACCGCAGUGCAGUGCGCCAUGGUCGAGGCUGAAACAAAGGAGGCUCUCUCGAAGUUGACAGUGGACGAUGCAAUGGAGCCCAGCGCCCCCUCUGUCUCGCUGGGCAGUGUAAAGGCACAGGUGGCGGCUCUCUUUGGGGAGGCACUCAAGCGGGGUUUUCCGGAGGAGGCGCCGAGCCCCCAGGUGGCCGCCUGCAACAACCCCAAGUUUGGGGACUACCAGUGCAACAACGCCAUGUCGCUCUUUGCCAAGGUCAAGGGCAAGGGCGAGUUCAAGAACCCACGCGCCGUUGGCGAGGCCAUCCAAAAAGCACUUCCCGAGUCCCCCAUGGUCGCGUCCACAAGCAUCGCAGGCCCCGGCUUUGUAAACCUGAAGCUGAGCACGGAAUGGAUGGAGCAGCGGCUACUGAACGUGCUCAAAGACGGCAUGGCCACGUGGGCACCGCUGCUGCCGUAUAAGCGCGUCGUGGUCGACUUCUCGUCGCCGAAUAUCGCAAAGGAGAUGCACGUGGGGCAUCUCCGGUCGACAAUCAUUGGCGACAGCAUUGCGCGCAUGAUCGAGUACACGGGCGUCGACGUGCUGCGCCGGAACCAUGUGGGCGAUUGGGGCACGCAGUUCGGGAUGCUCAUCCAGUACCUGUUCGAUGAGGCGGGGGGCGCUGACGCACUGACCGACAUCGAGCACAAGAUUGGCGACCUCCAGGUGUUUUACAAGGCCUCCAAGAAGCGCUUCGACGAGGACCCGGACUUCAAGGAACGCUCGCAGCAGGCCGUCGUCAAACUGCAGAGCGGCGACCCCGUUCACCGCAAGGCCUGGGAGAAGAUCUGCGACAUCAGCCGCAAGGAGUUCGAGGCGGUGUACCAGCGGCUGGAUGUGAAACUAGAGGAGCGGGGCGAGAGCUUCUACAACCCGCACAUCCCGGCCGUGCUCAAGAUGCUGGACGACAAGGGCCUGACGACCAUCAGCGACGGCGCCACGUGUAUCUUCUUCCCGGGCCAGAAGGACCCGCUUAUGGUGCGGAAAAGUGACGGCGGGUACAAUUAUGCGUCGACGGACAUGACCGCGAUGUGGUACAGACUGAACGAGGAGAAGGCGGACUGGGUCAUUUAUGUUACGGACGUCGGGCAGAGCAACCACUUCAAGAGCGUCUUCAAGGCCGCCCAGAUGGCGGGCUGGAUCCCCGAGGAGUCCAAGGACAAGGACGCGCUCCCGCCCACGCCACGUGUCGACCACGUGGGCUUCGGCCUGGUGCUUGGCGACGACGGGAAGCGCUUCCGCACGCGCAGCUCUGAGGUGGUGCGCCUCGUGGACCUGCUGGACGAGGCCAAGCUGCGCUGCAAACAGCAAAUGGUCGAACGGGGGCGAGAAGAGGACUUCGGAGCAGAGGAGACGGAGCAUGCUGCAGCCGCCGUGGGGUACGGAGCCGUCAAGUACGCUGAUUUGCAGCAAAACCGGUUGACCAACUACACCUUCUCGUUUGACCGCAUGCUCGAGUUGAAGGGGAACACUGCCGUCUACCUUCUUUACGCGCUCGCCCGAAUCUUUGCCAUCAUCCGAAAGUCCGGCAAGAGCAUCGACGACCUGAAACAGACCGCGCGCAUCGAAUUGGCCCACGAGAAGGAGCUACAACUUGGGCUGCAUCUGCUGCGCUUCUCCGAGGUGGUGGAGCAAGCCAUCAUCGAGCUGAGCCCCAACGGCGUCUGCGAGUUCCUGUACGACCUCAGCGAAAAGUUCAACGAGUUCUACGCCGAGUGCCGGGUGGUGAACUCGCCCGAGGAGUCGAGCCGGCUGCUGUUGUGCGCUGUGACUGCGGAGGUGAUGCAACAAGGGUUCAAGCUGCUGGGCAUCCAGCCGCUGCAGCGCCUGUAGGGAGUCUAGUCGACAAACGCAAUCGGAGAGGGAGAAUCGGAGUUUUAGAAAUACGUGGCAACCUGUACUGCCAGGGUUGCGACGCUAGCGCCAUAGUCAGAGGUCUGCAAGGUCGUGAAGGCCUCCAGAGUGUUCAAAUUUCAUGGUAGUCGAUCAUUGCCGUCGCCACAAGGACGGGGGUUGAUGUCAAUUGCUCAUAUCAGGGUCCUGGAACAUCUUGGCAGAUGGCCUUCUCGGCAUAUCUUGGCAAUCGUCGAGGCGCGAUUGGAUUCGUUCAAGGGCAGGCCGGCGGCGCAGCUCUAACCAGUGGUGACCAUCGAAGUGGUCGCAAGUGCGCAGUGAGUGACAUGAGGUGGCACAUGUGGCAGCCAUGUGUUGGGACUUCAAGCUGGUUAUGCGCGCAGCGGUCUUUUGUAGGCAACCUACGAAUGUGCCAACAUUCAUAUAUGCCAAAUCAGUGCCUGUCGGAUGC